Prorocentrum cordatum is the source of this 465-nucleotide messenger RNA. The record is from the annotation of a GenBank genome assembly. Lineage: Eukaryota; Dinophyceae; Prorocentrales; Prorocentraceae.
AUGGAGCACCUUGCAGCGGCACAUCCAGGACGAAUUGCAGGUCGGCUCAGUUUUCGAAGAUGUAGAUGCGGACCUGACGAGGGAGCAGUUCGCGUCGAUCGUUGCCCAGGAGACCUGGAUCGGCCGCGCACUCAGGUUGUGCGCGAGGCCAUCCCCUACCUCUACCCGGAGAAGCCGCAACCGGAUUGUCAAUUGCACCGCGGGUUGGAAGGGAUUGUGACGAUGCUUGGGGAUGACGGAGACAUCUGCGUCGAGUGGGUCGGCACGGCUGCCACAUGGGUGCUCCAGAGGCACAUCACGCGCCUGCUCGUGGCGGACCACCUGCAGAAGGGGGUCGAGGGCACAGUCAAGCGGAUGCACCCGAGCGGGGACGCUUUCAUCAGUUGGCACGGCGAGGGGGACAAGUGGAUCCUGAAGGACCAGUUCUCGCACAUCGCCGUGCGGGAGUCCCUGCUCGCGAGCCAG